UAUUGGUGCUGGUGUUGGUGAGCAGACAAGUAAGACUGAGACAGACCUCUAGCUCCAGAAGAUAGUGAUGUGGAACAAUGUGGUGUAGCAACAUAACUGUAGUGAAAACUAGUCGUAAAAAAAAUAACAACAUGAUAAAUAAUAAAUUAAUAUAUAAAUUAGUGCCGAAAUUUUUAUUUAUCACAAUUAUUUUUCAUGCAAUAUCUCCAUCUACGUCUGUAAUAUCAAACAAACGGCUGUGCUACGACCCUGAGUGCUCUGUGCCAAUUUCCUUGGGCAAGACGGUGGUGGUCUACAACUCCAAUGACCCCGAUAUUUUAUCCUUCGGUCCCAAUGAAGAUGUCACAGUAUUCAGUAAAAGUGCUGGUACCCGUCAAGAUUUAUGGGGUGUCCAAAUUAAUGGACGUAGAGGAUACGCUCCGACGAAAUUCAUAAAAGAAAAAAAAAUACUUAAGAAAGAUUUGGAACAUGAAGUGCCUACGGGAGUAUCUCUGCCGGAAGUUAAAUCAUCAGGACAUCAAGGAAAUGGAGAUGUGAUUAAGGACUCGGUGAUAAAUAGUAAUCCUAACCAAGAGAUACGUGAUUCUGCUGAGUCAAUGUCGCCGGUCAUUGAUAAAGUCUCGCCGUCUUUUGAAGUUAUUGAUGGGACGACAUUUAAUUUCCAAGAUGACAGAUCAGCUGAGAGCUUUGCUACGAAAAUUAUUGAGUCUGCGGAUAAGGAACAGCCUGUACUGACAGUUCAUCCCAAUUUGAUGACCACGCAAGUCGGUUUGGACGACAGGUUGACUUUGGAGACCGCGGUGCGGGAAAGCGGCCAAGAGAAGGGGAAAAUUAUAAAUGACAACCAGAAUGAUAGGGAAGAAAAAGCAGAUAAUGUUGAGAAUAAUUUAAAUACGAGGGGCGAUAGACCGCAUGUGGAAAAUAACCCGGGAAAUUUUGAAAAGAAAGAACCUGUGGUUCAGAAUAAUGGAGAUGCUAGAGAUGGAAACAGGAUGGAGAAUAAUAAUGGAGACAACAAAGCAGGAGAAUCUAAAGCUCAGGAAAAUAUCAGCAAAGAUUUAGCUACUGAUGAACCACGAGCUGAACGAAAGCAUGUUGAGGAAAAAAAUGGUGGUAGGGAACAAGUUGGAGUGUCUACUGAUGAAGCUACGAAUGGAGAGGACAAGAAAAGUGAACCUGCGGAUACUUUAACUCAAGUUUUUAAUAAAGUUUCGUCCUUGUUUGAGAGUUUUACUGAGUCUUCGGACUCGGUGCCGGAAGAAAUACCUCCGACUGUUGCACCAAAGACUUUUGGUUCUGUUUCUGCAGCAGAACAAGCUGUUACUGAAAAAAUGGAUAAUGUUGAAGCUCCGUCGACCCCUCAAGGACUUUCGGUAGGACCUGAACAUCAGUCAGGUGCUCGAAACAGUCGGACGGAGUUGAAUAAUUUUUUUGGAAAUAAAGAAAACCGGGUGGAGGCAAAUAUUCAAGUGGAGAAACGGGAAAAUAAUGCAGAGAUGAAUGGAAAUUCUGGAAAUAAAGAAAGCAAAGAGUUGAAUAAUCAAUUGAGAAAUGAACAAAAUAAAGUAGAGCCGAAUAAUGUUCCAGCAAAUCAAGAAAAUCGGGUGGAGAUGAAUAAUAAUUCUAGAAAUGAAGAAAAUAAAGAAGUAAAUAAUAAUUUUAGAAAGGAGAACAAUCAAGUAGAGUCGAAUAAUGGACCGAAAAAUCAAGAAAAUCGGGUGGAGAUGAAUAAUAAUUCUAGAAAUGAAGAAAAUAAAGAAGUAAAUAAUAAUUUUAGAAAGGAGAACAAUCAAGUAGAGUCGAAUAAUGGACCGAAAAAUCAAGAAAAUCGGGUGGAGAUGAAUAAUAAUUCUAGAAAUGAAGAAAAUAAAGAAGUGAAUAAUAAUUUUAUCAAGGAAAACAAUCAAGUAGAAUCAAAUAAUGGACCGAAAAAUCAAGAAAAUCGGGUAGAGAUGAACAGCAAUUUUAGAACUGAAGCAAAUAAAGAGAUAAAUAAUAAUUUUAUCAAGGAAAAAAAUCAAUUAGACUUGAAUAAUGUUCCAAGAAAUGAAGAAAAUCGGGUGGAGAUGAAUAAUGACUCUAGAAAGGAAGAAAAUAAAGACUUGAAUAAAAAUUUCCGAAGUGAAACAAAUCAAGACUCGAAUAAUCUUUCAAGAAAUCCAGACAACCGGGUAGAGAUGACAAAUAAUUCUGGGAAUGGAGAGAGUAGACAGAUGAUUAAUAAUUUUGGAAAUGAAAAAAAUAAAGUAGAGUCGAAUACUGUUGCGAAGAAUCAAGAAAACCGGGUAGAGAUAAAUAAUCAUUCUAGAAAUGAAGAAAGUAAAGAGACAAAUAACAAUCUCGGAAAUGAAAAAAUUGUUGAAUCAAAUAAUCUUCCAAGAAGUCAAGAAAAUCGGGUAGAAAUGAAUCACAAUAAUUCCGGAAAUGAAGAAAAUAAAGAGCGGAAUAAUAAUUUUGAGAAUCAAGAAAAUAGAGUAGAGUCUAAUAAUUUUUCAGGAAAUAAAGAAAAUUUAGUAGAAUCAGAAGUUUCUCCCAUGACUCAAGAAUUUCCUACCACGACUUUUACGCCAGAGAUUCCUGAAGAGAAAAUUAAUGAACCAGUAACUCCGGGACACCAUAGUGAUAUUACAUCGAACGAUAAUAAAAAUAAUGAGAACAGUCAUGUCGAAAAUAUUAACAGCCCAGAAAAUCUUAGUGAUCAUCAAGAAUUAAAUGGUCAGCCUGGCAUCUCUAAACAGGAUGAAAUUACAGGCUCGAGCCCCGAAUCAACAGUCGAUCAGCCCUCGAGCUUCAAUGGAUUUCCGUCAAGCGAAAAUUUGUUGAAUGUUGAGAAUGUUGAGAUUCACUCUCCCACCGAUCAAUCUGCUGAAAUCACAGAAUCCGUAGAAAAUAAGUCAGAAGAAAUCGAAUUUACGAAGGAAGUUUACGAGGAAUUGAUAACCACCACCAGUCCACCAGAAGAAAUUCAAAAUAUUCCAGAAUAUACGAAUCCCUCAAUUGAUUCAGAGGAAGAACAAGACGAAGAAGAAGAAAUAGACACGGCAAAUAUUGAAGACUCGAAACCAGACAUGUCUUCAGAUGUUUGCCAUGUCGAUGGAGAUUGCGAUCAACUUGAAAAUCAAAAUCUUUCUUCAGAAGAUCCCGCCGAAGAAUAUUCGAUACUCAGUUCCUUCGGAACUCAAAACUACUGGGAAACUUUAUCCUAUUUAGCUUUGACGGCCUUUACCACUUUGCUCUUUUCCCUCGGAUACUUUUACAUCGAAAAUUCCAGACGCGAUGGACAAUUGAUUGCUAAAAUAAAUAAACUGGAAAAAGAAUUAUUGAUAUCCACAAAAGAAAAUUCAGUCCUAGAUGAUUCAUUAAAAUCAACUAAAACUAGACUGGGUUCAAUCGAAGACGAGUCAUUUGGUUCCAAUGAAAUGGUUACGUCUCUAAAAUCCGAAUUAGAAGCAGCCAAUAACACCAAGAUGGAGUUGGAGAUGCAAAUAUCAACUUUAGAAAAAGAUUUAGAAAGCGCAACAGAAGCUGGCCUAGAAUUAGAACGAAUGUUAAGAGAAGUACUCGCUUCAAAUAGCCAAGAAAAUCCGCUGACUAAAUCCAUCGAAGAUUUGCAGACUCGUUUGAAUACUCAGCAGACUCUCAAUGAGUCUUUGAAAAACGCGCUUUUGCUUAAAACUCAAGAGCAUGAAUUUGAUAAAGCGGAGAAUGAGUCUCUGAUUAUUGAGGUUGCCGGUAUGGCUAAAAAAUAUGAGCAAGUGGAGGUUGAUUUUACUCGAGUGAGUGGACAAUUGCAGGAAGUAACUGAAAUUAAGAAUAUGAUUGAAGAAAAGAUGACGAAUAAAAUGAAAGAAAUUGAAAAAAAAUUAUCUGAUGUAUCAGCAGAAAAAGUGGCCCUUCAUAAAAAAUUAAAAAGAAAAGAAGUGGAAUUAAAAGAUUUACUGCAAGUGGUAAAACAAUCUAACACUGGUAACAUCGAUCUUUCAAAAUUGUCAGACAUAUCGCGGAUUAAAGCAGAAGCUGAUUUGUUGAAAGAAGAAAGAGAUGAAUUGAAAGCUAAAUUGAGUGAUGUAGAAGGCGCUCAUCAGUUACUUGAAGAGCAUGUGAAGAUAAUUAACGAAGAAGUUGUGUCAUUAAGCGAGCAAUGCAAAGUUGCGAUGAAGGAAAAAGCUGAGGCUGAAACUCGUUUGGAAGUACUCAGUAAAUUCUUUAAUGAGAAAGAAGCCGAGCGGCAGAAAGAAGAGUCGAUGUGGUUGCAGCAGCAGGGAGAAGUCUCAAUUGGUGUUGAGAAAUUACAGAUGAUGCAGAGCGAAAUUCAAAAUUACAAACAACAAAUAGAGGCACUAAAACGUGAGAUAUUGGAUCAGGAAAAAGAAUAUAAAAAGCAAAUUGCGGAUUUAGAGGCUAAAUCUCAUGAAAACUGGGUACGCGCGCGUCAAAAUGAACGUCGUCUUGAAGAAUCAAAAGCCGAAGCUGGACAGCUGCGUAACAGACUAACGCUCUUAGAGAAGAACUUCAGUGACACUGAUUCCGACAUAAAAACACAUCGACGCAAACGUUUUUCUAAAGUCAGGCAGUUUUGGAGUACUAUGGAGGGACAUAAUAACAACUCCCAUGCUAUUCACACUAUUAUUGACAACGAGAAUUUAAAUGAGUAGCAGGUUCCUUUAAAUGCUGCAUAGUCUGGGUGCAACAUAAUGGAUACCAUAAAUAUUUUUUAAUUGUAAUUGUCAUUGUAAUAAUUCCAGUAGAUAGUUAAGACAUUAAAAAUAAAUAAAAAUCUUUGUAAGAAAUUAUAUAUCAAUUUCAGGUGCUCGGCACCUUCCGUAAAUGCAAAAAUAUUGAGUGUGAAUGUAGCGGAUAUGAAACAGUAUAAAUUUUGAAUAAAUUUAAGUAACGAAAUUUAAAAAAUGCGCGUUCUAAUUUAUCAAUUAUCCGAGUACGCAUUUUUUAGUUUUCAUUCUUUUCUUAAAUUUUAUUUAUUCAAAGUUUAAAAAAUUUGAAUUGUCAGGCAAAUUCACGCUCAUAAAAUAUUAUUUUAUUGUUAAUUUAUAUAAUUGUCUAAAUUUUUUCUUAGCACGAUGAAGAAAAAUAUUUUAUUGUGUGACGAGAGAUGAAACGAGACGAUUUCAGAUUAAGUUUGUGGACUGGAGCCGAAGGCGAGUGCUGCCAUCACAAAAUUUAAAGGAUUCUGAAGCCAGCAGACAAUUAAAAAUUUUUGAAUUUUUUUUCUGCAAAUUAAUUACAAAAAAAAUUUCAAACUGUAGCAAUUAUUUGAUUUAUUUUUUUUUUAUAAUUUAUCGUUUUGAAAAAAAUAAAAAAAUUAUUAGACGUCGGUUAACUUCAAUGUCCUGAUUUGAAAUCGUAUUUCAUCACUAGUCACACAAUAUACUAUUUUAUAAUUACCUGCAUUGAAAUUUAGUCUGAAGUAGGACACGACAGCUCAUUUUUCUGCCCAAUAAAAAAAAAACUGAUUAUUUGAAACCCGGUAAAUUACCUCAGUUUAAAAUUAAUUAAUUAAAUUCACUAAAUAAAAACUUUAUUGAGCUCGUGGUUUCAAGGCAGGUGAUAAUAAAAAUACUAAAAUUGAUUUUAAUAAAUAAAUGACCGAUUGUUGAUGAUAAUUUGUGUAUGAUAAAAUAAUAAUAAUAUAUAUUAUUUGUUAUUGUUAUACAAAUAAAAAAAAAUAAUUCAAUUUUGUAAUUAUGUAUUUUAGAAAAAUUUUUCUCGGUAUAAGGAAUGCAAUAAAUGUAUAUUUAUACAAUA
Messenger RNA from Microplitis mediator, 5763 nucleotides. It is a transcript of the gene Tango1, whose product is annotated as transport and Golgi organization protein 1. Gene Ontology annotation, molecular function: protein binding. The coding region runs from base 78 to 4655 and encodes 1525 amino acids. Gene Ontology annotation, biological process: endoplasmic reticulum to Golgi vesicle-mediated transport; vesicle cargo loading; protein secretion. Gene Ontology annotation, cellular component: endoplasmic reticulum exit site; endoplasmic reticulum membrane. NCBI's taxonomy places the organism in Eukaryota, Metazoa, Arthropoda, Insecta, Hymenoptera, Braconidae. The transcript is spliced from 17 exons. The record is from RefSeq and is a predicted model, not a curated record.